AUGCCGACCAAAUUCUUGGCCCGGCUCAAGGCCGUGGAUUUCUACAAAAAGCUGCCCAGCGACCUGAGCGAGGCGACGUUGGCGGGCGCCUGGAUCUCCAUAGGGGCGGCGAUCGUCAUAUCUGUGCUGCUGGGACUGGAAUUCUUCAAUUUCAUGCAAGUGCAGACUCAGACGGAGCUCGUCGUUGAUCGGUCCCGACAGGGUGAACUGCUCCGAAUCAACUUCAACAUCAGCUUUCCGGCCCUCUCCUGCGAGUUUGCAACACUGGAUGUGAGCGAUGCCCUGGGGACGAAAAAAAUAAAUUUGACAAAAACACUGCGGAAGACACCACUCGACUUUGACGGCAACUGGGCAGGACUGGCUGAGCAUGACAGGCAGCUGCCAGAGCCGAAAUACGAUGACGAAAUGCCCGAGCUGGAUGAUGUUGAUAUUUCACUUCCCUUGACAGAGCAAACAUUCGAAUGGACACUGCAGAGGUACCCGAUAGUCUUUGUGAACUUCUAUGCACCAUGGUGUCCAUGGUGUCAAAGAAUGGAGCCAUCGUGGGAGGCUGCAACAAAGCAGAUACAUGACAAAUAUCCAGAAUCGGAUGGCCGAAUUCGGAUGGCAAAGGUCGAUUGCACCGCCCAGAAUCCGCUCUGCAUGAAGCAUGGUAUCACUGGAUUCCCAUCGAUGAGAGUAUACAGGAAAGGUCAUGACGAAAUAUACACUCAUGGGUUAAAGGACCAUGAGGCCUACACUGGCCAUCGCACUGUGCAAGCAUUUGUGGCCUUUGUCGAGUCACUUGUCCCUUCUGCUGGUAAACCCCACACGAGGCAUGCGAAUCUCAAAAAGGUGUCCAAGCAUGCAGGGUGCAAUCUGGCAGGUUUCGUGCUUGUGAAGAAGGUGCCAGGUACCCUUCAUUUCCUGGCCAAGUCUUCUGGCCACCACUCGUUUGACAAUGAGCAGAUGAACAUGACUCACCACAUUCACCAUUUCUACUUCGGUUCAAGACCAUCUCCAUACCGGUACAAGUUCCUCCAAAAGCUGCAUCCGCUGGGACUUCAGAAAGACUGGGCAGACAAGUUGCAGGAUGACAAUUUUUUCUCUGUGAAUCCCCUCACGACACACGAACACGCCCUGCAGGCAGUACUGACCACCAUUGAGGCGGGGUCAGGGUCCACCUACACCAACUAUGAUGCUUACGAAUACACCGUCCACAGCCAUGCCUAUGUUGACGACACGGAUGCGAUACCGGCGUCCAAGUUCUCGUACAGCCUGUCGCCCAUACAGAUAGUCGUCAGGGAAACUCAGAAACACUGGUACAGGUUCCUCACGUCGACCUGUGCCAUCGUUGGAGGGGUGUUCACUGUGGCGGGCAUCCUUGAUUCAGUGGUGUACCAAGGGGUGCAGCUCGCAAAGAAGGCUGAGAUCGGGAAGCUGAGUUGA
This is a messenger RNA of Ostreobium quekettii, 1428 nucleotides long. Lineage: Eukaryota; Viridiplantae; Chlorophyta; Ulvophyceae; Bryopsidales; Ostreobiaceae. The record is from the annotation of a GenBank genome assembly.